Molecule: messenger RNA, 1422 nt
Organism: Trichoderma harzianum CBS 226.95
Lineage: Eukaryota; Fungi; Ascomycota; Sordariomycetes; Hypocreales; Hypocreaceae
Exons: 2
Coding region: 1-1422 (473 amino acids)
Biological process (GO): positive regulation of transcription by RNA polymerase II
Cellular component (GO): nucleus
Molecular function (GO): transcription cis-regulatory region binding; DNA-binding transcription factor activity, RNA polymerase II-specific; zinc ion binding
Source: RefSeq, a predicted model, not a curated record
AUGGCUUCCAGUUCCAACACCAAGGAUGGGGUUCUUCAGCAGCGCAACAAGCCAGUCGGAAAGCCGCGUGGCAUGCGCCGGGAUCGGGACUGUCGCAGCUGCAAGCUAAGAGACGUCAAGUGCGAUCUCAACAGACCCUCUUGCGGAGAAUGUAUCGCUGCCGGCGUGCCGUGUGGCGGCUAUCCGCAGCGAGUCAUCUGGGUCGGCGCCAGCUCGUCGGCAAAGGAUGCCUCGCUAUCGUCCACGUCCACGUCCCCGUCCAUCAUCACGCGCCCUCGCCAGGCCAGAUCGCAGUCGACGCUGUCGCGAUCCAGCGACUCGGGUCUCACCCCGGAUCGCCCGGCGGAUUCCUCGCUGUCGCCGCCUGACCGGCCCGUGUCGAGCCCCGGCGACGAGCCCAUCAACUGGUCCGAGGCCGACCAGAACAGCUUCAUCCGGCCGCUGGUGUCGCUGUGCCAGCAAAUCAUCUCGCUGGACGGCGAUGCGCUGCGGAGCAACCACUAUCUGUCCGUCGAGGCCCUGCGCCUUAUCUCGCGGCUGCGCGACUUUGUCCAGGCCCGUAUCGAUGGGCAUCCGGCGCGAGCCUCGACUGGUCGCGGAGACUUGUGGGAGUCGGAGGCCAUGGCGCGAUAUCGCCUAGACGCCCUCAUGAGCCUCAAAGAUACGCUAAAGGCCACCAACCCCUUUGCAUUCAUCGGUAUCGCGGCUUUUGCCUUCUUUGAGGUUUGCGACAGUGGCUUCGGCGACUGGCAGCGCCAUCUUUACGGAGCCAAAUCACUGCUAGACUAUCAUUGCAAGAGCCGGGCUGAGCUGGAUACGUUAUCACGGAGUGUCACCGGUCUGGGCGAGAUGGUGAUUCGUCUAGUUUGGUUCGACACUACCGGUAGUAUCAUCCGAGGGACGACGGAUCUCAUCUUUGAGAGCUGGCAUCGCGACCUCCUGACGGAUAGUUUCUUCCGAACGGUCGGUUGUCCAGCCGACACUUUUCAGCUCUUCACGCGCGUGGCAAGUGGCGAGGUGGCCUCUAAUCCCUCUAACAGCGCCAUUCUCGCCAUGGAGCAGCUCCUCAAGCUUAACCAAGGCACUACCGACUGGGAUCGUUCAGCUAACGCUUAUCGCUGCGCGGGAGUCAUUGCCGUGCUGACCCGAGUGAGCGAGGAACCCGCAGCGAUAUCCAAGGCAGCCACUAUUACGCUGGCGGUAGACCGGGCGUGCCAGAUCAUUGCAGCAACGCCAUCAUCUUCACAGUUUUACAUCCAUAUGGCUGUCCCGGCAUAUCUGGCCGGUAUCAACGCGAGUACAGUGAAACAGUGCGAUGUUAUACGAGCGUACUGGCAUAAUUGCAACCAUGCGGGCGUUCGACGAUAUCCGGAUGGUUUGGCCAGAUGUGAGGAGCGUUGGAAGAUGAAAGGGUUGGCGUAG